AUGAAACUGAUUCAUUCUAUUGUUGACAAGAAUACCAAGGUUCUCAUUGGGGACGGGAGGUCUACAUCUCUUUAUUUUGAUGUUUGGUAUGGUAAUGAGUGUAUUGCUGAUAUGCUUAAUGAAACUGACUUGGACAGAAAUGUCAAGGUCAGUGAUAUUAUUGUUAAUAAUGCUUGGAUGAUGCAGGGAGAUCAUAUUCAGAAUUUGGUCCGUGCGGGUGUGGAUCUUUCAAAUUUGCCUUUGUUACAAGGAGGGAAUGAUUGUAGAGUUUGGAUGCCGGAGAUGAAUGGCCACUUUUCAGUCUCUUCAGCAAAGAAUAUCAUUAGAAGGGCGUAUCCAAAAUCAGCAAUUUAUGGUCUUUUGUGGAGGAAAGAAAUUCAUCCCAAAUUGGCUGCUCAGAAUUGGAAGAUAUGUCGUGAGGUUUGUGCAACUCAAGACAAGAUCAGGAGUAGAUUCAAAGUUGAAAUGGCCAACAAAUGUUACUUGUGCAACAUGGAGGAAGAAUCUUUGGAGCAUAUUAUUUGGAGUUGUACGUUUGCAACUCAAAAUUUGGCAGUGGUGUUCAGGUUUGUUUAA
Papaver somniferum (opium poppy) is the source of this 576-nucleotide messenger RNA. RefSeq lists its product as uncharacterized. Lineage: Eukaryota; Viridiplantae; Streptophyta; Magnoliopsida; Ranunculales; Papaveraceae. The coding region runs from base 1 to 576 and encodes 191 amino acids. The record is from RefSeq and is a predicted model, not a curated record. The transcript has a single exon.